CUGUGGAAGAUGGAGGAAGCCAACAACAGCUCUGGAAAUGGCUUUCUACUUCUGGGGUUUUCAGAUCAGCCCCAACUGGAAAGGUGCCUUUUCAUCAUCGUUUUGCACUUUUACAUCUUUAAUCUUCUGGGGAACACAGCCAUCAUAUUGGUGUCUUGCGUGGAUGCCAAACUCCACACACCAAUGUACUUCUUCCUUAGCAACCUCUCCUGUGUGGACAUCUGUUUCACCACAAGUGUUGCCCCACAGCUGCUGGUUACUAUGAGCAAGAAAGACAAGAGCAUGAGCUAUGGAGGAUGUGUGGCUCAGCUCUAUGUGGCUAUGGGGUUGGGUUCCUCCGAGUGCAUUCUCCUGGCGGUCAUGGCUUAUGACCGCUAUGUUGCAGUCUGCCGGCCACUGCACUACGCCACCAUCAUGCACCCCAAGCUCUGUGUUGCCUUGGCCAGCACAGCAUGGCUCAGUGGACUGGUCACCUCUCUCAUUCAGUGUUCCCUCACUGUGCAGCUGCCCCUCUGUGGUCAUCGGAAACUGGACCACAUUUUCUGUGAGGUGCCAGUGCUCCUCAAACUGGCCUGUGUGGACACAACUUUCAAUGAGGGAGAACUCUUUGUGGCCAGUGUAGUGUUUCUGAUUGUCCCUGUGUCACUCAUCUUAGUCUCCUAUGGCUUCAUAAUCCAGGCUGUUCUGAGGAUCAAAUCAGCUGCAGGGCGCAAAAAGGCCUUCGGGACCUGCUCCUCUCACCUGGUUGUUGUCAUCAUUUUCUAUGGGACCAUCAUUUUCAUGUACCUGCAACCAGCCAAAAGCAGCUCCCAAAACCAGGGAAAGUUUGUCUCUCUUUUCUACACCAUAGUCACUCCACUUCUGAACCCUAUUAUCUAUACGCUGAGAAACAAAGAUGUGAAAGGAGCCUUGAGGGCAAUGGUAAUAGGACAUGCUUCGGGGUCAGAAAGGUUAUGA
Messenger RNA from Lepus europaeus (European hare), 957 nucleotides. Its product is annotated as olfactory receptor 2G6. Gene Ontology annotation, cellular component: membrane. The transcript has a single exon. Bases 10 to 957 code for a protein of 315 amino acids. Gene Ontology annotation, molecular function: G protein-coupled receptor activity; olfactory receptor activity. The record is from RefSeq and is a predicted model, not a curated record. Gene Ontology annotation, biological process: G protein-coupled receptor signaling pathway. Lineage: Eukaryota; Metazoa; Chordata; Mammalia; Lagomorpha; Leporidae.